UUAGAUUCUAUAAACUUUUGCACUCGUUAUCAAUUUUAGCAUCAAUUUGAAAUACUCAUUCUUACCUUGCUGUUAUUUGUUUUUUUAAUGCUCAAAUUGGGCAAAAUGUUAAUUCAGUUGUUAUUAACAGCGCUUUGUGGAUUUAUUUCUGAGGGCAGUGUGAAUAAAAUAACCGAAGUGACCUCAAAUGCUUGUUCAGAGCAGAAAAUUUUAGUGACGUCAUCAGUAGUGUGUGAGAGGAUACCUGUGACUAUUACCAAGAAGGACUUCUGUUUGAGUCCAUUCGACUUCUUCCAGUGCACCAAAAAAAGAAUUGAGUACACAGAAGAGUGCAAAACAGUGGAGAGUGAAAGCAAAGUUACAAUUUGGGCUUGUUGCAGCGGCUUCAAUCAAACAGAAGAAGGAACAUGUUCACCGUGCAGUCUUGGAUUGUUUGGCAAAAGUUGCACAGAGCAAUGCCAGUGUAAGAAAGGAUCCAUUUGCCACCCAGAAGAUGGAUCCUGCACCUGCGCCCCUGGUUUCAAGGGGGAGCUGUGUGACGAAUCAUGCGAUGUGUGGUCUUACGGAGAGGACUGUCUAAAUGAAUGCCUAUGUGAACAGAAUUACACUUUGAGAUGUGAUCACGUGGAUGGAAAGUGUAUAUGCAAAGACGGAUUCCAGGGCCCAACUUGCAGUUCCCUGUGCGCUCCUGGAUCCAGUGGUGUCAACUGCAGUGAGUCUUGUCCCUGUCACAAUGAGGGGGAGUGUGUUCCAGAGGUUGCUGGAGGGGGGUGCAGAUGUGCUCCAGGGUGGAUUGGACUUCAUUGCGAAGAACCAUGCCCUAAAAACACCUGGGGAAUCAACUGCGAGUCAGAAUGCGUCGAAUGUUACAACAGUGGACCUUGCAACCCAGUCACUGGAUCCUGCCAAUGCGCCCCUGGAUUUGAAGGCCUCCAGUGUGAGAAAAAGUGCCCCCCUCAUAGGUGGGGUCCAAAUUGUGUUCAGACUUGUGAUUGCGCAUUUAAUGCCGACUGUGACUCCAAAACAGGUGUUUGCAUCUGCAAUCAGUUCCAAUCUGGGCCCAGGUGUGAAAAGAUUUCAUGCCCGGAUGGUGAAAACUUGUUUGGUCACGACUGUUCCCAGAAUUGCAUGUGUGAAAACAAGGCGACAUGUGAUGUGAUUGAUGGAAGUUGUAAUUGUACAGUGGAAGGAUUUACUGGAAAACUAUGCAGCGAGGAAUGCCCGUACGGAACUUUCGGUCUCAACUGUGCUCGGAAGUGCAACUGCAGUGAUGAUGUUACGUUCUUCUGCCACAACAAGGAUGGAUGCCAACCCAGAUAUGGAUUUUUAUCCGACCAAUCCCACCGGCCGACAUUUUCUGCGCUCAUUCUUAUCUUACUUCUAUUGAUUGGAUUUAUCGUACUCACCGCAUUAGUACUACUUGCUUACAUUCGGAAAUACGGACUCGGCUGUGUACGAGAAUCUACGAGUGGGCCCGGUUUGCACUCGAAGAGAAAUGGGUUCGUGAAUCCGGGUUUUGACAAUCACGUGGACAAUCGAGCUCAACCGGAAAGAGAUACAGUAAUGAUCAGUUCAAUAUCUCAGGAUUCGGUGACAUUUGACGUUGGAACAGGAGCUGUGAGCAUAACUGAUCCCAACCAAAACUCAAGUCAAAAUGAAAGAAGACCUCGAAAGCAAAGUUUGGAACACAUUUACGAAGACAUCGAAGACUCGUAUUAUCACAUGAACGAAACCGAAUCUUCUAGAACUUUCGACGAACGUCAGAGAAAAACAAAGACGAGGACUCUUUCGUGCACGACAUCAGCUUCGGAAGACAGAGAUUGGUACAAUAACACGACUUACACGAGUCACUUGUCGGAGAAUAAAUCAAGAGUCGGGGUCAAACUUCGCUCGCAAAGCGUCUCGGCGUACUCUAACAACGACUACAGCGAGCCGACAAACGAAGAACGAUCGGUUAGCAACAUGACGAUUCUCGAGUCUUUGAAACAAAGCAUCUCGGAGAUGACGUCAUCUUCGCGAACAAACACGAGUGAACAAAGUUUGGAAUCCAAUGCAAUAUACGGAAGAAUGAGUCAUGAAAUAGGUCUCGAAAGAGGCUCGGAAGAUAUUUAUACAGAGCCGAAUUACGGAAAUGGUUCCCUAGGACUGUUGGUGAUUGGAAGUGAAGUAUCUCUGGUCGAUUCUGCCGAGCACAAAGAUAGCCUGGUGAUAUGAAACUGUUCAAAACUGUCUUGACUAAUUAGGUUACGAAACCUAGCUGAAUUUACUUAAUUCCUAAUUUGGUCCUAAAUCCAAAAGUUAUUCAUUUGAUGUGUGAAUAAUAAAAUUUUUUGUCGUGA
Messenger RNA from Symsagittifera roscoffensis, 2339 nucleotides. Its product is annotated as multiple epidermal growth factor-like domains protein 10. Lineage: Eukaryota; Metazoa; Xenacoelomorpha; Acoela; Convolutidae. The record is from RefSeq and is a predicted model, not a curated record. The coding region runs from base 88 to 2214 and encodes 708 amino acids. Gene Ontology annotation, molecular function: scavenger receptor activity. The transcript is spliced from 11 exons.